AUGGAUAAUGUAACUCUUCAGGUAUGUUUUCUUGAUCGAACUUUUGAUUUUAAAAAAACUUUCAGAGGCUCUUCACUAAGAAAAAAACCAGAUCAUGGAGUAAUAAUUCUCUCGAUCAAAAUAAUAUUAAUGAAAGAAAAAAAGUGGUUAGAACUACGUAAGACUACAAAAUGAACAGAACCAAUAUAAAAUUUGCCUCUUUGAAACGGGAAACAAGACUUUACAACUUUUUAUUAAGUUUUCAAAAAAUUCUUCGUUUACCUCGUUCUGAAACUCUUACGAAAUCCCCUACUUGAAAGAAUCUCUUUCUUCGAUACCUACCAACCUGAAAUUCAGUCGAGCCUGCGAAGAAAGCUGCGAGUUGUGUUCGCCCGAAAUCCGCCCGACGCCUUCCCCAACUGCCUCAGAUUCCCGACUUUGGCGCCAAACUUCUACUGUCCAUUUCCUGGAUGGUGUCUCGAGGUCCGUAUCGAUUUGUCAAGUUCAGAGACUUCUUUGAGGUGCUCAAAAUAAUCUGCGACGCGAUGCACGUCGACAUCGAGAAGGUCAUCAGUCCGGCCGUCGUUGGAGGCCUUGAUUGGGGAACUCUCGCCGUACGAUUUUCUUUUUUUUUGUUCUGAAAUUAUCCCCUGGAUGUUGCUACUUGUGAAAACUUCUAGUUUUUUGGAAAAUGAGCUUUCAAAAUUCGCUUUUAGGAUAGAAUUAAGCCUGGAACCAUUGUUUUGCAGUUUUGAAAAUCUUUUAUCCGGUAAGUUCUGAGAAGGUGUUGAGAAAGUGACCAUCAGGAGGUCGGAAAGUUAAUGGGAGCUAUAACGUCUUGAGAAGGCCUUGGGAAGGUGUUCAGAAGGUAGUUGGAGAGCCUUUGCAAGGUGAAAAAUUGAAAAAUCCGGGCAGCCUGCCCAAAGCCUUUCGGCAAGCUUCUAGCAGGCUUCUGAUUGGUAGGAUGAAGGCGUUGGGAGCUGUCUGGAAAGUUUCCAAGCGUCAUCCGGAAAACAGAAAACAGAAACUUCUGAACACCUUCUCACGAUUUAAGUAUCUCCAAAAAUAAUAAGAGGAUUCUUCAUCUACACCUUCAGAUAAUUUUCAAAUCAUUUUUCAGAAAAUCCCAAACUUACAUUAAAAACCUUCUUUGUUAGCUUUUAAAAAGUGAGCCGAUAAGGUGUGAGUUUUCAGAAUGAGACGUGGACCGGCGUCUUGGGAUACCUGCAGAACGACACGGCCGACACAGCCUGUCUAAUGUAUCAGAUGACGGAAAAACGAGCCCAGUACUACCAGUUUUCCUAUCCCGUCACAAAUGUGAGUUUAUCCCGUUCGAGCAGUCCCGUUAGAGCAUAAUGAAUAGGAUGGGAUAGGAUUUACAAAAAACAUCUUUGUUUAGAUCCAACCGAUCUUCGUGGCGCGACGCCAAGUGCAAACAUUGAGUUCAGUACUUUGGAACGCCUUCAAGCCGUUCACCUACGAAGUCUGGCUCCUUUUUCUGGGUAACUUAAAAAUAAACUUUCAAGCGUCUUUCUAGACUAUACCAAAGAUUUCUUGGUCUUGUUUAUUUCUUCAGCAAGCCUGCUCAUCAACCUCUUCUUGAUGAUACUCGUCUCAAAAGUUGAAGUCAAAAUGAAUCUACGGGAGCACUUCAGACCAUUUGAGGUUCAUCAUAAAAAUCUUAAAAACCGAAAAAAGAUCGAUAGAUGACGUGGCACGUCGUCCAACUUCAACUCGACGAACGUAGCGAGGAGAUGAACUUUUCCAGCAUUUCAGGGAUUUUUUCAUAGUUUUUAUUUCGUUUAAUGUUUUUCAUACAGGAACUAUUCUAAUGUUCGCGUUCGCCUUGAUGCAGUCCGGCUUCAUGAUCGAACUCUACAAAGGAAUUCUGCUGACGGCGUUGCUGACGUCAGGAUAUCAGAAUCCUUUCAAGGUCAGGCUUAUCUUCAUUCUUGGGAGGCAGGGCAGUGCGCGGGACGCGUAGAGUGUGCGUACGCGGUUCUUGGCACGACUUCGAUUCAAACGCGACCGGCUAUUCAAAAAGCUCGAUCACCGCUCUUUUUUAUGUUUUACUAUUUUUUAAUGUGUACAUGAAAAAGAUCAAUGAAUAAGUUUAAAAAAAAGAAAAAAGCUUAAAACGAGCUCUCCAAAUGGUCGCUGGCGGUUGAACUGAACUCGUUUCAAGAACCGCGUACGCACACGCUACGCGUCCCGCCCGCUGCCCCGCCUCCCUCGCCUUUCAAGUCGGGAAACAUUGACUGUACGUCGUGUUUAUUAUAAUAGUGCCUUAAAGGACGCCGACGGUAUGAUCAAGCUGAUAGGAGAAGGGAAAUUCCACCUCACGACAAACUACAUGGGAAACUGGUACUUUGACGACCUUCAGAACUCGAAUCAAGCCCAUUUCGUCGCCCUUCGACAAGCCAUCAGCGCCAACCCCGUGGUUUCUAGUCCUCACUCAAAAAAACAUCUUCUAAAACAUUCCAGGUUGUCGCCAAAAGUGUCUCCGACGCCUUAGACCUGGUAGACACCGGAAAAUACAUUUAUCCAAUACAACAAGACUCCCUAGCGAUGCAAAUGAGCCUGGAACGGUGCAACUACGUCUAUGUCAGCGAAGGUGAAUCCGAAAGCCACGCAAAUGUCAAAAAAGUUCUAGGAAUGCCGCAGCAAUCGGCUUACUUCGUUUUCAAAAACGACACUCCUUUGUUCAAAGACUUCAACCGAGAAAUUAUCAUGCAGCAGUACUUUGUCCAGCGGACCUUCACCAAAUACUUCUUGGAGGUUAGCACUAAAUCUUCGACUAGUGCUGAGAGUCGUCCGAUUUUUAAAGGGCUACCAACUCGGAAAGCCAGCAAAGUGCGACUCCAGUGAAUACGACGAAACAGAAGCGACCAAGCCUUUGGACCUCGACUCCGUCGUCGGUAUAUUCAUGGUGGGCGCUAUCGGACUCGGCGUUUCCAUUGUCGGAUUUUUCGCAGAGGUUAGACCUACUCCGGUUCGAAAAAGCUCUGUAGACUAUCCAGAACGGAUAAAAAGCUUAGAAAGGUAUUCCAACCGCUGGCAUAGCUUUCAAGUGCUUUUGCGCUUCUCUGAUAACGAAAAAUUAGAGAGGGACAUUUUGAACCUCGGUAACGAGAACCGGACGUGCGUCGAACGUUUCUGAGCAAUUCUAAGGAUAGCUUGAGAGUUCUGAAUCUACUGAAUUGGUCACUAGAAAUGCUCCGACACGCCCGGGGCGCAUCCGGUUCGCGUAACAAAGAUCCGAUAUUAUAAGACUAAUUUUUAACGCUGAAAGGUUCAGGCUGACUUUUUGAGCUCAGAUUUUUUUCGGUGUCUCAAAAAUUCAACUCUUCGGUUCACUGAAGCCAAGAACUAGAAGUUCGUUCUCAAUUUUUUCCGUCACUUCAAAUUUAAAUUUUCUAUAAACUUGCGGAACAGUCGUUGAAGAUCUAGAUGAAGCAGCUGCGCAAAAACUUAUGAAAAUAAACUUCGAAAAUUUGGAAAUUCGGUGUUACUCAAAACUUCCGGUUUUUGUGAAAAUCGUUACAGAACAAUGAAAUUUUCGUGGAAAAUAAAAUGUUUAUGAAUGAAAUGUUUAUUUCGCUCACAGACAGAAAAUCAUUGAAAACUCGAAAUUCGAAAUUUCAAAAUUGCACACCUUUCCUUUUAGACAUCUUCUGACGACCCAUGAACUAUAAAAUUAGCUUCAAACUCAGGGAAAAAGUUAUCCUAACACCAAUUGUUUGAAAUCAGCUCAAAACCCUUUGGCGCAAAACGAAUCAGCGCCUGACUCUUCAUCCCGACUACCAAGCCUUCUCAAAGAUCAUCUCCAACUUUUCUUCUUCAGAUCUACCACUACUGGCAUCUCAAACUGCAACAACGUCGUUCCCGGACUCGGACCGCGAUGAACGUGACCAACUUGCUGAACAUCGCCAAGAUGCAUUUCACGACCCGCCAGAACUACGGCGACAUCGACGUCAUGAAGCUUGUGGAGGUGCUGCAGAAGAGCAACAGUUCUCAACAUUUGGAAUAA
Molecule: messenger RNA, 4009 nt
Organism: Caenorhabditis auriculariae
Lineage: Eukaryota; Metazoa; Nematoda; Chromadorea; Rhabditida; Rhabditidae
Source: the annotation of a GenBank genome assembly